Messenger RNA from Hevea brasiliensis (rubber tree), 1929 nucleotides. Its product is annotated as protein ACCELERATED CELL DEATH 6. The record is from RefSeq and is a predicted model, not a curated record. Lineage: Eukaryota; Viridiplantae; Streptophyta; Magnoliopsida; Malpighiales; Euphorbiaceae. Gene Ontology annotation, molecular function: protein binding.
AUGAUAACAAUUGCUCUUGACAGAGAAAGAAAGACGUUACUUGCGACUGUGAGAGGUGAUUGGGAAGCUGCAAAUAGAAUUUUUAAAGAUGAUCCUGAUGCAGUAACUGCUAAGAUUUCAGGCAUUGAAGAGAUUGCUCUUCAUGUUGCAAUUAGCAAAGGUCGCACGUCCCUAGUAUUCAUACAGAAACUUGUAUAUUUAAUGACUGGAAAUUCCUUGGAAGCGACCGUAAAUGUUUAUGGUGAAACACCUCUCCAUUAUGCUGCUAUUGCUGGAAAUAUUCCAGUAAUAAAAAUCUUGGUGACAACGAAUCGAGCGCUGCUGCAGAAAGAAAACUCAUAUGGCCUUAACCCACUUCACUAUGCUGCCCAAAAUUGCCACAAGGAAGCAGUUUCCUUUCUUUUGUCAGAAACAGAUUACCACCAGGAUCCAAGUCCAUUCACAGGCGAGAAGGGAGCCACACUUGUCAAUCUUUUUAUAAUUGCCGAUUUCUAUGAUGAGGCUCUUCAUCUACUACGGAGGUAUCCCAAUUUAGCUAUUCAAAAAGAUAACAAAGGGAAAACUGCCUUAGAGACGUUGGCCAAAAAGCCUCAUGCAUUCCCAAGUGGAAGCAAGCUUGGGUUUUGUGAACGCUUAAUAUAUCGAUUUGCUUCUGUAAAUGCAGAUGAUGUCCCUCGAGGUGGAGAUUUGGAGAGUACAGUUGACAGUUCAAAAGAAAACCAAAAAGAAUCAAAGAAAUUUGGGUUUCUACAUAACAUAAAGAAUACAAAUAUGAAGCAUAAUCAAGCGCUACACCUACUCAGACUCUUGAUUACAGAAGCUUUAAAGGCAAGACCCUCAGAAACUCGCAUGCUACUGAAAAAACCACUACAAAUUUCUGCUAGAUUGGGGAUUUAUGAAAUGGUUGUAGAGAUUAUUAAGGCCUACCCUCGAUCAGAUUGGGUUGUUGAUCGUGAUGGAAACAACAUUUUUAAUUUGGCAAUAGUUCACCGCCAGGAGUUUUUUUUCUCCCUCCUAAAGAGACCGAGUCCGCAUACUAUGCAUCUUGUUACCGCAUCAACAGACAAGAACGGGGAUAACAUAUUGCAUCUAGCUGCGAGGCUGGGACCAUCAAAUGAGACUCUUGGCGCUGCUCUGCAAAUGCAUUCAGAGAUGAAAUGGUUUAAGGAUGUGGAAAAUGUUGUCCAACCAAUAUACCGAGAAAUGAUAAACCAUGAAGGGUGGACUCCGAGAGAAAUAUUUAGUAAGCAGCACAAGACUCUUGGGAUGAAGGAUAUAGCUACAUCAUGCAUGGUCGUAGCUACACUUGUUAUAACAGUUGUUUUUACGGCUGCUUUUACUGUGCCAGGGGGCAACACACAGGAUCGAGGAAUCCCAAUCCUUUUAAAAGGAACUUCAUUUGUGAUUUUUGCUUUUUCAGACGCUCUGGCAUUCUUCUCUUCAUCCACUUCAUUGCUAAUGUUUCUCUGCAUAUUCACUUCAGAGUAUUCAGAAGAAAAUGCUGUCAAAUCUUUCAAAAUGUUGACCUUCGGUUUUAUCUCUCUUUUCUUUUCAAUAGUAAGUAUGGUUGCAGCGUUUGGUGCUUCCCUCCAUAUAGUCGUUUCUCACCGAGUGGAAUGGAUUGCAGCACCCAUCGGCUUACUAGCCUGCGAACCAGUAACCUUAUUCGCAUAUUUUCAGUUUCCUCUAUGGUUCAGAGUAGCCUAUUCAGCAUUUAAACCUAGCAUUAUCCCUCAAGAAUACCGAGGAAAUGAUCUUGACGUCAUCGCAUAGAUUCCAUGAGUGAUGUUCUCCCCAAAUAACGUUUUUAUCUUAUAUUUCUUUUCUCUUACCAAUAUCUAUGCAACAUUGUUGGCUUUAUAUUUGUGUGGGAUUUGCAGGACGUGCAACAUUGUUUAUGUAUUUAUAUGAUGAUACAUGUUGUGGUUC